Molecule: messenger RNA, 1173 nt
Organism: Cyclocybe aegerita
Lineage: Eukaryota; Fungi; Basidiomycota; Agaricomycetes; Agaricales; Hemipholiotaceae
Source: the annotation of a GenBank genome assembly
AUGAACACCUCGGCACGAUACAUCAUCGUCGUGCUUGCUUUUAUCAUAUCCAUCCAUUACAUCAUCAGUUUCACGCAUGAAGGUUAUGGUCGAGCAACCUCCUUCUCCAACAUCGCCUCCAAGUUCCGGCCCUCCUCUAGCGUCAACACCGGAGACACAUACGUACUUCCUGACAUCAUUGCCCCGCCACACGAGCCCAGUCUGAACGACACGCUCGUGCUCGACCGCCAGGCGAAUGCAACAUUUGUCAUCCUCGCACGCAACUCGGACAUCCAAGGCACGGUGAGGAGCGUGCGCGAGAUUGAGGAUAGGUUCAACCGGAAGUACCGGUACCCGUAUGUGCUGCUGAACGAGGAACCCUUUACGGAUGAGUUCAAGAAGCGCGUAUCGGUGCUGACUUCAGCCAAGAUGGAGUUUGGUGUAAUCCCGCACGACCAUUGGUUCCAGCCUGACUGGAUUGACGAGGAGAAGGCAAAGGCGGGCAGGGACAAGAUGGUCGAGAAGAACAUUAUCUAUGGAGGCAGCGUGUCCUAUCGGAAUAUGUGCCGGUUUAACUCUGGGUUCUUCUUCAGACAUCCUUUGAUGGAGAAGUACCGCUGGUACUGGCGUAUCGAGCCAGAUGUCCAUUUCCACUGCGACCUCACGUAUGACCCAUUCCUGUUCAUGGAGGACAAAAAGAAGGUUUACUCAUUUACGAUAACGAUGUACGAGUACCAGGCGACGAUUCCAACACUCUGGGGCCACGCUAUGAAAUUCGCCAAAGACCACCCCGAGUAUGUCGCGAAAGAUAACGCGCUAGGAUUCAUGUCGACAGACAACGGCAAGACGUACAACCUGUGCCACUUCUGGUCGAACUUCGAGAUCGCCGACAUGGCCUUCUGGCGCGGACCAGCUUACACCGCCUUCUUUGAGUACCUCGACAAGCAGGGCGGGUUCUACUACGAGCGCUGGGGCGACGCACCCGUGCAUUCGAUCGCUGCCGCCCUCUUCGCCUCGCGCGACCAGAUCCAAUUCUUCGAUGAUAUAGGGUACGAACACAACCCGUACACACACUGCCCGAAGAGCAAGAAAGUGUGGGAGGAGAGGCGGUGUAGCUGUGAUCAGCAGAGAAGCUUCGACUAUGAUGGGUACUCGUGUAUGAGCAAGUGGGAUAAGUUCGUUGAGACACGGUGA